Syngnathus acus (greater pipefish) is the source of this 2425-nucleotide messenger RNA. It is a transcript of the gene vtna, whose product is annotated as vitronectin a. The coding region runs from base 73 to 1755 and encodes 560 amino acids. The transcript is spliced from 8 exons. Gene Ontology annotation, biological process: immune response; cell adhesion mediated by integrin; cell-matrix adhesion. The record is from RefSeq and is a predicted model, not a curated record. Gene Ontology annotation, molecular function: extracellular matrix binding; scavenger receptor activity; polysaccharide binding. NCBI's taxonomy places the organism in Eukaryota, Metazoa, Chordata, Actinopteri, Syngnathiformes, Syngnathidae.
UGUUUCCAAUGAUUGGAAGCACACAGUCCAUCGUUUCUGCCUCAUUCAGUCCUCUCCCACUGCAGAGCAAACAUGAGCUUGUGCGCUGUGUUGCUCCUUGUGCUUGUCGCUCAGACCUUAGCUGCAGACGAGUCAUGCAUGGGCCGCUGUGAGAACGGCUUUGACUCGGAGAAGAAGUGCCAGUGCGACAGCAUGUGCAAAUACUACAAGAGCUGCUGCAUCGACUUUGAGCCCAUUUGUGGCAUGAUGACUCGUGGCGAUACAUUUGAGUUGGCGGAAGACGACGAAGAUGAUCUUGAUAGCACCGUGCCAUCCACGUAUGAGCUGCCUUUUAUUAGUCCCACUCCACCGUCCAUCUCUGACUUUGCAGAUAAACCAGAAGUCACAUUAGUCAUGAAUAAACCUCCACCAAGAUCUCCAAGAACCACAGUGUCACCUUUGGUAAAGCCCCCCAAUAGCACCAAGGACAGUGUUACAGCGAGGCCUCCAAGACUCACCAUCCCACCCACAGUGAAGCCCCCCAGUAGCACCAAUAUCGGUAACGCAGCAGAUCAGACAACCGAACCUGCAACCACACCUGGCACCACUGCGGCUCCUGACCCUGACGCUGAGACGUGCAGCGGCAGGCCCUUUGACGCCUUUAUGCAGUUAAAGAAUGGCUCCAUCUUUGCCUUCAGAGGUGAGUACUUUUUCGAGCUGGACCAGAAGACUGUACUUCCUGGCUAUCCCAAGCUCAUAAAAGACGUGUGGGGCAUCGACGGGCCCAUCGACGCCGCUUUCACCAGGGUCAACUGCCACGGGAAGACAUACAUAUUUAAGGGGAACGAGUACUGGAGAUUUGACAAUGGUGUACUGGAUGAAGACUACCCCCGGGCGAUCAACGUUGGCUUCGACAGGAUUCCAGAUCACGUGGACGCGGCCUUCGCCCUCCCAGCUCACAACUACAAUGGCAGAGAGAGGGUGUAUUUUUUCAAAGCGGACCAGUAUUACAUCUAUGAGUUCUUGCACCAACCGUCCCACGGGGAGUGCAUCACCAUGUCCGAGAGGUCUCCAUCCACGCUGUUCACACGCUACACCAACAUGUACUCCAGAAACUAUGAGGAGUUUUUCGGUGAUCUCUUCUCAGACAUGCCUCAGCAUAGCAGCCAUUACCACUUCAUUGACAAAGACUGGAAGGGUCUCAAGUCACCGGUGGAUGCUGUCAUGGCUGGCCGACUCUACGUCCCUCCACGCCGACUCCAGCCGGACCGACAAUGGGGCCUGUACCAGCAGUAUGGACAGCAGUACAAUCAGCAGUACGGUCAGCAGUACGGUCAGCAGUACGGUAGGCAGAGGGGGCGAAGGAGGUGGAAUCGCUCACCCGUCUGGGAAUCCCUGGCUGAGCGGGGUAUGAGCAUGGGACAGCAGUUUGCAGAGAGAGGGAUGGACAUGGGCCUGAGACUUGCUGAGAGGAGGAUGGAGAUGGAGGAGAGGCUGGGACGAGACUGGAGCCAAAGCUGGGAUCAGGACUGGGACCAGGACAGGCGCAGGGGUGGCUACCGGCAAAACAACAGAGGCAACUACGACUCCAGAAGCAGGAAUGACAGGUCCUACGGGAGGAGGCUGCCUGUACAGACCGUCUACUUCUUCAAAGGAGAUAAAUACUACAGAGUUGACCUCAGUACCAAGAGAGUGGACCCGGCCCUGCCUCCCUAUCCAAGACCCAUCGCCAAGUAUUGGCUCGGCUGCACUGACACCAAAGGGGCUGAGAAAUAAACUGAAUAGUUUUUAGGGUGGACAUUCGCACUAGGUUUGGAGCACAUGGGAUCAGUGUUACGCACAACUAGCAUGCUUGUCAUCUUGAGCAAAUAUUGAAGAAGUACAAAGUCUUGCUGACCGGCUUUGUUUACUACCAUUACCUAAUGAUAUUACAGCGCAAAUGUUUCAGGGGUACUGUUUCAAAUUCAAAAUUGUUAAAGACUGAAAUCACCUGUAAUCGUGCCAUUCACAAUCUACACAGCAGUUACUAAUAGUUUAUGGUCAUUUUGUCAUAUCAUUCCAAUUUACCGGUACUCAUUUAUGCCACACCAUUAUGUGGUAAAUUACAAAGGAACUGUCAUAUAAGCUUUUUACUUUUUCAUUAACACAUUUCUAAACUUUUUAUUACUGUAUAAUAAUAUAUAUCAGUUUCAUGAAUGCAUUUAUUUGGGGGGCAGGGCAUAUACUUCUGCCUUAUAAUGAGAAGCGUGUUGUCUGUCCAUUUAGAUUAACCAAUGAGGUUCAUUGGCCGAAAUAGGGUUGCAAAAUAUUAAGAUGAAAAUAUGUGGAUGUAAUCCUGCAACAAUAUCUAUAGGAGAAAUGAGUUGUGGGUUGUUGUUUUUAAUUAACCACUGGGCCACCUUUACUAAUAUUUAUCUGUAACAAAUAAAGACAUUACUUCGCUGCA